AUGGCAUCCUGGCAGACCCUCGUUGCUCGCAAACGCCAACAAUGCGCCGACAACAUCCCCCCUGAAUGGCGUCUCCCCGAUGCCCUCCUGCAGUCACUGAACCUCUCCUCCCCAACCGGCGAGCGACUCAUCGCCGCCGAUAUUCCCAGACGCAGCGGUCUGCUGUCCGACUCCGAACUCGACGUCACAGAGAACUACACGGCGACGCAGCUGGUCGGCAAACUGGCCGCGGGAGAACUGAGUUCCCUGGAAGUCACGACGGCGUUCUGUAAGCGCGCCGCCAUCGCACAGCAGUUGACGUCCUGUUUGACGGAAACGUUCUUCUCCCGCGCCCUGGAACGAGCGAAAUACCUCGACGACUAUCGCCAGACAGAAGGGAAAGUCCUUGGUCCCUUGCACGGUCUGCCUGUGAGUAUCAAGGAUAGUUUCUGUGUCGAAGGUGUCCAAUCUACCGUUGGAUACGUGUCGUUCCUCGAACAUGAGCCCGCAAAGUCCAAUUCGGCGCUGGUUGAUUUGCUGCUUGACCUGGGUGCGGUGCUGUACGUUAAGACCAAUAUCCCGCAGACAAUGAUGACUGGUGACUCGGAAAACAACAUCUUUGGUCGCACCCUGAACCCGCACAACACCAGCCUUACCGCUGGCGGAUCUUCCGGCGGCGAAGGAGCCCUCGUCGCAUUCCGCGGUUCCAUCCUGGGCGUCGGUACCGAUAUUGCAGGCUCAAUCCGCAUCCCAUCUCUCUGCUGCGGUGUAUAUGGGUUUAAGCCCAGCAUCGACCGUGUCCCCUUCGCCGGCGGCGUCUCCGGGGGAGCCAUGGAGGGCGUGCCCGGUCUGAAACCAUCAGCAGGGCCGAUAGCCAAUUCCUUCGACGACCUCGAACUGUUCAUGUCAACCGUCCUCGGUGCAGAGCCAUGGAAAUACGACUCCACUGCAUUCGCGGCUCCCUGGACUCCCCCCGUUGACAUUGAACAGGACCAAACUCUCACCAUAGGCGUACUUCCAGAGGAUCCGCAAUUCCCCCUACACCCACCGGUUCGUCGCGCGAUCGAAUCAGCAGUGACGACGUUAGAAAAGAAAGGCCACCGCAUCGUCCGUCUCGAAAACACCCCGGAAAGAGACACGGCAUACACAAGCCGUCUCGCAUUCCAGUACUUCGUAUACGGUCCGCAUGACGAAAGCGCAAUAAUGGCCUCCGGCGAACCACUUGUCAAAUCAGUCGCGCAGUUCUCAUCGCCCAUGUUCACAGGCCCAAUGCCUGUAGCAGACGACCUGGACGUGUUUGAGAAGAUCGACCGGCUUUAUCACGCGCGACAGAAUGUAAUCGAUGCCUGGAGAAAGGUCUGGGUUGAGAAGAAGCUGGACGUGCUUCUUGCACCGGGUGCGCAGAACACGGCCGUGCCUCAUGAUACCUUCGGGUGGCCACCAUAUACGGUUAUGUGGAACCUGGUUGAUCAUCCUGCCGUCAUCAUUCCGUAUGGCGUUUCGUCGAAAGAGGCCGACCCCGAGCCACUCGAACUCAAGGACAACGUUCAGCCUUCUUAUGCACCCGAUGCUACGGAUGGCGCACCGUGCGCUCUGCAGCUCAUCACGCCGCGGUUUCAGGAUGAGAAGUGUUUGGCUGCGGCAAGGAUCAUCGACCGCCAUUUGCGUACAUAGUGGUAGAUUGAAUAUUCCUGGUAUUGGUGUUUAUAGAGCUAUAUCUCAUCUCAUGUACGAAGUAUCAAUCUGCAUUUUGCUCUUCAUGGACCGCAAUCGGGG
Molecule: messenger RNA, 1755 nt
Organism: Monascus purpureus
Lineage: Eukaryota; Fungi; Ascomycota; Eurotiomycetes; Eurotiales; Aspergillaceae
Source: the annotation of a GenBank genome assembly